AGUUGAAGAAGCUGGAUCUCUCCAGAUGUAACCGCCUGACCUCCUACGCCAUGUCCAUGGCUCUGAGUUACCUUCCCAAACUGGUCUACCUCAACCUGUACAGCACCAACUGUACCGACGAAGUCCUGGGCACGAUCGGCGCGAUCUGUGUCCAGCUACGAGACCUCAACAUCUGUAAAACACACAUAACUGACAAGGGAAUAAUUUCCCUCUGCGGGGGAGGUGACGGUAUUCACGGGUGUAGAAAGCUGGUCAGUUUAGAUGUAUCAUUCAAUCCGAGAAUAACCAUCAAAGGAGUUAAACACGCACUAAGACAACUGCCUAACCUCAGACAGUUACUACACAACGAUGUGUGUGACGCCUUGGUCGUUUUACACAAAGAAGCUUUCAAAGAAGGGAAGGCAACAACACCCUACCAGUUACGUAGUGGAACUGUGAAUGAUUUUGUCGUCCCUGUAAGUUUUCUUGAGAUAGUUGAUCUAGUCUGCCCCAAUCUGGAGUAUAUCUUCGUACUAAAUGAAAACCUUGAAGGUGAAGUACUUCAGCAUAUAUCGCGGCUAGCUCGUCUGAGAAACCUCUCAGUAUCGUGUACUGACUCCGUAGUACCGUUCAGUGAGGGGCUCAUGUCUCUCCUUGCGAGUGUUGGCCGUGGACUUGAAACUCUCACCUUGUACGGCUACGAUGACAUUGAUGUCAUCGCCAUCGGUCAGUCCUGUCCAAACCUGAAGACCCUCACCCUCGAAAGCUGUCACGGCUUUAAACUCGAACAUGCCCAAACUGUCAUCCCGACUGCUCUGUUCGGUAACCUGAAAUCUCUCAGGCUUGGAGUUGAGAUCAUUUCUAACACCCUCGAAGCAACCCUUCCCAACAGUCUGAAGAUUGUUCUGGAAGGGGGUCACCAGAUUGAGAACAUCGAGAUCACAAACGUGGAAGGGUUUACUGAUGAGUUGUUCCGGCAGGUGUUAAACCAGAACAGCUUCCAUAAGCUGCGAGAAUUUGCCCUGAUUGACUGUAACAACAUCACAGGCUCCAGCAUGUUUGAACUGUUGGAAGGAAAGAACAAUCUCCAGAGACUGGUGCUGCUGAACUGUAAGGAAGUGAUGAGAAGAGACUACGAUCAGAUGAUGAAGGUUGUUGCCAGGGAACACUUUCAGCUUGACAUAACGUGGACGUAAUUUUUUGGCAACACCACAGGAGUGGAGCUUGCUUCAUUUUGUUUUUGCACCUUUAAAACUUGAAACUUGAACAAGGACAACUAAAAAAGACACAUUGUUUUGUUUGUACAUAUAUCCUGUAAAUAUAUUGAUUUCUAAAGAUCAUACUACAUUAUUUGGAUGUUUUUUUCCUAAUUUCUAUCAAUUUCAGCUGUAAGUGCACAAAUUUUUAUGACGUUCUAUGAUACAAAGAGUCCGU
Branchiostoma belcheri (Belcher's lancelet) is the source of this 1413-nucleotide messenger RNA. RefSeq lists its product as uncharacterized. The transcript has a single exon. Gene Ontology annotation, biological process: SCF-dependent proteasomal ubiquitin-dependent protein catabolic process. NCBI's taxonomy places the organism in Eukaryota, Metazoa, Chordata, Leptocardii, Amphioxiformes, Branchiostomatidae. Gene Ontology annotation, cellular component: SCF ubiquitin ligase complex. Bases 51 to 1175 code for a protein of 374 amino acids. The record is from RefSeq and is a predicted model, not a curated record.